Molecule: messenger RNA, 2407 nt
Organism: Lobosporangium transversale
Lineage: Eukaryota; Fungi; Mortierellomycota; Mortierellomycetes; Mortierellales; Mortierellaceae
Product: major facilitator superfamily-domain-containing protein
Exons: 3
Coding region: 94-2202 (702 amino acids)
Biological process (GO): transmembrane transport
Cellular component (GO): membrane
Molecular function (GO): transmembrane transporter activity
Source: RefSeq, a predicted model, not a curated record
UUUUUUUUGUUUCCCUACUCAACGUCUAUGUCAUACAUCUCCCUUUUUGCCUUUAUUUAAAAUUCAUAGACCAUAAGUCCAUAGAUUCCACCAAUGACGUCUCCUACUCGGGGCCAACGGUCCUACAAUCCGCAUGACACCACAAAAGAUACUAUUUGGGAAGAAAAUGAGACUUCUCCUUUACUCCCUUCGUCUACAAAUGAUAACGCUUCAGACGCUUCAGACCCUAUUUCGCUCUACGUCAAAAUCUUGGCCGAGAACCUUCCCUGGUAUAAGCGUCCAUCAGUGUUAUGGCUAAUACCGAUCUAUGGUCUGACUUCCAUGAGUGGAGGAAUGCUAUUUUCUUCCCUUGGUCAGUUCCAAGCAGAGCUGCUUUGCCGAGAGUAUAUGAACCGUCAUGAGCCCGCAAAUGCCACGGCGACCUUGAUAACGAACACCGCCUCUUUCUUGCUUAAUGCUGCGGUUGAUAUUUCUUUGAGGCCUGCACCAGGAUGCAAUGCACCAGAAAUUCAGGCAUAUACUGCAAAGAUAGUGGCGCUUAUGGAAGUCCUGGGUGGUAUUGCAGCUACACUCUCGAUCGGAUAUUACGCUUCGUUGAGCGACAAGUAUGGACGUAUUAAGAUUAUGUGUGUUGGUAUCUUAAACAGCCUAUCCAUGCUCAUAUCCAUCAUUAUUAUGCGUAAAUGGUGGGAUCAGGUUGGCCUGCCGUUCAUGGCCUUUGCUACAUUGGUCCAUGGAUUACUGGGAGGGAUAGGCAUCGGAGGCACUAUGAGUCUAGCAUACGCUGCAGAUUGUACGGAGCCCAGCAGACGAAGCUUGGUGUUUUCGUGGCUGCAUGCAGCGCUUUUCAUGGGUCUGAGCAUCGGGCCCUUCCUAGGUGGACUGAUUGUCAAGUUGACAGGCAGUAUCUUGCUGGUUGUUUACACUGACAUUGGAGUGACGAUCUUGGCGCUUUUGGGCCUUUUUAUCACUCCCGAAUCCUUGCCAGGAAAACAGUCUGCUCAUAUCCAGGAGCUAUACGAACAAGCGCUCAAAUCUAAUAAUCAAGAGAGUCCAACCAAGAAGUCUUCGCUGUCAUCAGCGGCAGCAACUGCAUGGCAUUAUCACAUGAUUCGAUCUCUCCAAUUUUUCAAACCAAAUGGUCAAAACACGAAUAUGAUCUUAGUAGGGGCCAUAUCAUUCUUGCAGAUGUUGGCUCUCAAAGGCACAUUUUCUAUAUUGAUUCUUUACACCAAUCGAGCCUUCAAUUGGACGGAGUACGAAGAUGGGAUUCUACUCUCUUUAAGUUCGUCCGUCCGCUUCUUUUCACUGCUUGUUCUUUUACCCAUUCUCGUUCAUACCUACCAUAAGAGAACUAGUAAAAGAGAAGCAAAGACGUCGAAAAGCGCAACAACAACAAAUACAGCCAAGGGCAAAAACAACAGCAAUAGCAACAACAACAACAUCAACGAUAAUAGCGAUCGCAUCAUCGCAAACCAUCCUGAGCAGAUCUUGGGUGGAGGACUUGAUGAUCCUGUAGUGGCCUCCAGAGUAGAGCAUUUGGGAGAGGCUGCCCUAAAUUUGUCAGAUGAUGAAGAGUCCUUCCAAGAACGUCGUCGCCGUCAAUCAACUGCUGAUUCUGCAAUUACAUUGACACCAAACCGCAUGCGACGUCCCUCUUCAUCAUAUUCUUCACCUUCAUCGCCGUCUACUCUAAGAAAGGCUUCAUUAUCUUCGAGCACUCGUCCUAGUUCCGGUAUUACCAUAAAUAACAACAGUAAAGCCAAUAAGGCUAAUUCCAGUGAAGAACAGGGACAACAGCAGUCUCGAAAAGGCGAUAUUAAACUUGACACUUGGAUUGUACGUCUUGGAUUUGUGAUCAACUCGACUACCUAUGCUGGGUAUGGACUUGCGACAAAAGGCUGGCAUUUUUAUCUGUGGGCAUCACUUCAUGCGAUCAGCAUUAUUGCAUCGCCCUCUCUCAAGACGAUCUUGACCAACUUGGUGGAACCAUCCCAGUUUGGAGCUGCGUUGGGUGCUAUUCAAGUAGUGGAUUCGAUUGCAGGAAUUGCUUCACCAGUAGUGAUCUCUGGAGUGUAUGCCUUGACUGUUGGAACAUGGCCUGAAUUUGUAUGGUAUUGCUGUGCUCUCUUGACGGGUCUUUGUGUAAUCUUGGCGUUUAUGAUUAGACCACGGCAGUCCAAUAGAACUUCGCAAGCAUAAGAAGGGAAGAAGAAGAAAAAAAAUAUCAGAUGGCGGUUUUAAUAUGAUAGCCAACCCCGCCCUGUAAAAUAUCAAAAUAAAGAGGGAAAAGAAAAAGGUGGAAGAUGUAGAGAAUUAGUCUGCAUAGUGAUUUAAGACAUGACUUCAUUCAGUACAACAACCUUUAAAGUUCUCAAGUUGAUAAAUGAGAUGGCAUAUUAUAUCA